GCCUUCCAAGGCAACCCAAGCGGAGGCGCCUCAUUCAGGGAACCGCGCAGGACAAACAUUCCCAUGGCCAGCUGGGCCUUGGAGCUGCUCGGCUUCUCCCUGAGCCUGCUGGGCCUCGUUGGGACAUUAAUUGCCACCAUCCUGCCGCACUGGUGGCGCUCGGCCCACGUGGGCACCAACAUCAUCACGGCUGUGGCCUACGUGAAGGGGCUGUGGAUGGAGUGUGUGUGGCACAGCACUGGCGUCUACCAGUGCCAGGCGUACCGCUCCCAGCUGGCGCUGCCCGCCGAGCUCCGCGCCGCCCGGGCCAUGAUGGUCACCUCCUGCCUGCUGGCCCUGCUGGCGGCCGUCGUGGCCGUGGUGGGCAUGAGGUGCACGCGCUGCGCCGAGGGCAGCCCCGCCAAGGCCGCCAUCGCCGGCUCCGGUGGCGUCGGCUUCGUGGCGGCCGGGCUGCUCUGCCUGGUGCCGGUGUCAUGGAGCACCAACGACGUCGUGGUGGAUUUCUACAACCCCACGCUGCCCGCUGGGAUGAAGUAUGAGAUAGGGCAGGCUCUUUAUCUGGGGUUCGUCUCCUCGGCCUUGACCAUCCUGGGUGGGGGCCUGCUGUGCACGUCGUGCCUCGGGAAUGAGGCGCCUUUCCAGCCGCGUUCCGGAGUGCCUCCGUCCUCCAGGCCACCCAGUGCCUCCAAGGGCGACCACGCUCCUUCCCUGACAUCUGCGUCCCACAGCGGCUACAGACUGAGCGACUACGUGUGAGUUCUCCCGGGAUCUGCCCCGGGAAUUCUGUGCCUGGCACCAGAGAACUUGGAAUGGAUGUUGAAGUUUACCGUCGUUCGCUCCUUCCUUUUCUUCCCGGAGGAGGAAAGGAUGUGGGUGCAGAACUGCUGCCUGUAAAACCUGGGAAAUAAAGGCAAAGGAGGCUGAGAUAUUCCCAAGGCAGCACACCCCUCUCUACCUCCAUCACGGCUUUCCAGGUAAUUCAAGAGGUAUUUUGUUAAAAAUCAUAGUUUGGUUUGGAGUCAGUGCCCUGUGAAGCAGAACUGGCCACAUCUCUUUGUUCUUCUCAAAAAAAAGACAGUUUUCCUUAAAACCUGGAAUUUCUUGGGGAUACACAGUGAUUUCCAGCACUGAC
Messenger RNA from Haemorhous mexicanus (house finch), 1132 nucleotides. RefSeq names its product claudin 14 (gene CLDN14). The transcript has a single exon. Gene Ontology annotation, cellular component: bicellular tight junction; plasma membrane. Gene Ontology annotation, biological process: bicellular tight junction assembly; cell adhesion. Lineage: Eukaryota; Metazoa; Chordata; Aves; Passeriformes; Fringillidae. The record is from RefSeq and is a predicted model, not a curated record. The coding region runs from base 64 to 756 and encodes 230 amino acids. Gene Ontology annotation, molecular function: structural molecule activity.